Messenger RNA from Nerophis ophidion (straightnose pipefish), 3620 nucleotides. It is a transcript of the gene lztr1, whose product is annotated as leucine zipper like post translational regulator 1. Gene Ontology annotation, cellular component: Golgi apparatus. Gene Ontology annotation, molecular function: protein binding. The record is from RefSeq and is a predicted model, not a curated record. NCBI's taxonomy places the organism in Eukaryota, Metazoa, Chordata, Actinopteri, Syngnathiformes, Syngnathidae. The transcript is spliced from 21 exons. Bases 773 to 3085 code for a protein of 770 amino acids.
GCAGUCAUGAGUUGUGACGUCAUUGCGGAGCAGGACGACUGUGUGCUUCUAUGACAGCUCUUUCGUCCUACUUGUAUCUUUAGUAGAAUCAUGUUUGCGCUCAUUUAAGUCCAGGGUAACCACCAACUGAUAGAGCUAAAAAAAAGUCCAAUAUUAUUGAGUGGUUUCCGUCAAGGUAUUUCGACAUUUCUGUAGUGUUUUGCCGCUGUUAUGCAUAUUAGCUUUAGCUCUGUAGCUAGCUGUUGUUUUUAGCAUUGCCAGUGCUAACCGGAAGCUAGUUUUAGGCCCUUUAGUUUUAUACUUUUUUUUAAAACUACUUUUGGUAUUUUGUGUUUCUUUGCCAGCAAUAAAAUGCCUGACAGCUGAAAGGGAGUUUUGGCUGGAGAUUUGACAUCAACGAUGACAUUAGCAGCAGAUGAGUGGCCCUGAUAAUCACACAUGCUCAGUUUUGAUGAUUGGGGCAAAAUGUCGUGUAAAUCAACCAAAGUGGCCCCCAGUGUUGACUUCGACCACAGUUGUUCGGACAGCGUGGAAUACCUCACGCUUAAUUUUGGUCCUUUUGAAACUGUUCAUCGUUGGAGAAGACUCCCUCCGUGUGAUGAGUUUGUUGGAGCAAGAGCCUAUCUCAUCUGCAUUCGAGCGGAAGGCGGCGUACACCCUGGACAAUUCGCCAUCUCAUCACAGCAACAACACAGAUAGACAGACAACAUCCACACUCGCUGUCACACACAAGGGCCAAUUUAGUGUUGCCAAUUAACCUAUCUCCAGGUGCAUGUUUUUGGCGGUGGGAGGAAGCCGGAGUACCCGGAGGGAACCCACGCAGUCACAGGGAAAACAUGCAAACUCCACACAGAAAGAUCCCGAGCCCGGGAUUGAACUCAGGACUACUGAGGACCUUCGUAUUGUGAGGCGCAGCAAACACACAGUUGUGGCAUACAGAGAUGCUAUAUACGUGUUUGGGGGAGACAAUGGAAAGAAUAUGUUGAAUGAUUUGCUGCGCUUUGACGUGAAGGACUGCUCAUGGUGUCGGGCCUUCACCACAGGAACUCCACCUGCUCCCCGCUACCACCAUUCAGCUGUUGUUUACAGCAGCAGCAUGUUUGUUUUUGGGGGCUACACUGGAGAUAUAUACUCCAAUUCCAACCUUAAAAACAAAAAUGAUCUUUUUGAGUACAAGUUUGCCACGGGGCAGUGGACUGAAUGGAAAGUGGAUGGGAGCUUGCCAGUGGCUCGGUCUGCACACGGCGCCACGGUUUACAGUGAUAAGCUGUGGAUAUUUGCAGGUUAUGACGGGAAUGCAAGGCUGAAUGACAUGUGGACCAUCAGUCUGCAGGACAGAGAGCAUGCAUGUUGGGAAGAGAUCGACCAGAGCGGUGAGAUACCCCCAUCUUGCUGCAACUUCCCCGUCGCUGUAUGCAGGGACAAGAUGUUUGUAUUUUCCGGCCAGAGUGGGGCCAAAAUCACCAACAACCUCUUCCAAUUUGAGUUCAACGGCCACAUGUGGACCCGCAUUCCCACUGAACAUUUACUACGAGGAUCUCCACCGCCUCCCCAGCGGCGUUACGGCCACACAAUGGUCGCCUUCGACCGUCACCUGUAUGUAUUUGGAGGUGCUGCUGACAACACUCUACCCAAUGAGCUGCAUUGCUAUGAUGUGGACUCUCAGACAUGGGAGGUGAUCCAUCCCAGCCUGGACAGCGAGAUGCCCAGUGGAAGGCUCUUCCAUGCAGCUGCUGUGAUCCAGGAUGCAAUGUACAUCUUUGGAGGGACUGUGGACAACAAUGUUCGCAGCGGAGAGAUGUACAGAUUCCAGUUUUCCUGCUAUCCAAAGUGUACUCUCCAUGAAGAUUAUGGCAAACUAUGGGAGAACCGUCAGUUCUGUGAUGUGGAGUUUAUCCUGGGAGAACGGGAGGAGAGAGUUUUAGGACACAUUGCCAUUGUGACAGCGAGAUGCCAGUGGCUGCGCAAGAAAAUCCUGCAGGCUCGGGAUAGACAAAGACAGAGGACCAAACAGGAGAGCAGUGCAGAGAGCGAUGAGGGGGCCACAGGAGGAGGAAGCCAUGUCCCAGGUGGCCAAAGCCAACUACUGGAGGUAUCAAUCAGGGAAGCCGAAGCCCAGCCUUUUGAAGUCUUAAUGCAAUUCCUCUACACAGAUAAGAUCCUGUACCCACGCAGAGGUCAUGUUCAAGAUGUUCUGCUAAUCAUGGAUGUUUACAAACUGGCGCUCAGUUUUAAGCUCUCCCGCUUGGAGCAGCUGUGUGUGCAGUACAUUGAAGCUUCUGUCGACCUCCAGAACGUUCUCAGUGUUUGUGAAAACGCCAACAAGCUCCAACUUGACCAGCUCAAGGAGCAUUGCCUUAACUUUGUAGUGAAAGAGUCACACUUCAACCAGGUGAUCAUGUCGAGGGAGUUCGAACGUCUAUCCACGCCGCUUAUCGUAGAGAUUGUCCGACGAAAGCAACAGCCUCCUCCCAGGUUGUACUCGGACCAGCCGGUGGACAUCGGCACUUCCCUGGUGCAGGACAUGAAGGCCUAUCUGGAGGGAGGCGGCUUGGAAUUCUGUGACAUUAUUCUGCUGUUAGAUGGACACCCUAGACCUGCUCAUAAAGCCAUCCUGGCAGCUCGUUCAAGUUACUUUGAGGCGAUGUUCCGCUCCUUCAUGCCAGAGGAUGGCCAGGUAAACAUUUCCAUUGGAGAGAUGGUUCCAAGUCAACAGGCGUUCGAAUCCAUGCUGCGCUACAUCUACUACGGAGAUGUCAACAUGCCUCCUGAGGAUUCUCUUUAUCUGUUUGCUGCACCGUAUUACUAUGGCUUUUCAAACAACAGGCUGCAGGCGUACUGCAAACAGAACCUGGAGAUGAAUGUGACUGUGGAGAAUGUCUUACAGAUCCUGGAGGCGGCCGAUAAGACACAGGCCCUGGACAUGAAGAAGCACUGCCUCAACAUUAUCGUCCACCAGUUCAUCAAGGUUUCCAAGCUCCCCAACCUGCGAUCCCUCAGCCAGUUGCUGCUGUUGGACAUCAUAGAGUCUCUAGCGUCACAUAUAUCAGACAAGCAGUGUGCCGAGAUGGGCUCCGACAUUUAGGACGAUGGACGUUGACCACUUGCUGUUCUGCUGAGACAAGAUCCAUUUCAUCUGGUUUACCUUCAUUAUUCACAGCUUUCGCAUAGGAUCUUGGUUUAAUUCGGUGCCCUGUCACGAUGAUAUCAUUCAUUCGUUUAUCCUGCUCCGUUUCAUCUAUGAUAUUACACAGUAUAUAGUUGUCUUCUUGAAGGGUCUUCAUUUGUUGGCCCAUUUCUUCUUGAAAGAUCUUCAUUUGUUGGCACAUAUCAGAGACUUAAUUUUUUCUGGUGAUGAUUUGAGUUUGCAAACUUUCUAUAUUUUGCUGCAGACUUUUCUCAUCUUGAUUGUGUUCUGUUAUUGCUUUUUUCAGAUCUUUUUUUAUUUUUUGGGUGAUUUAAUGUGUUAUGAAAGGGACAAUGGAUGGAUGGAUUGUUCAGUUGAAAUUUUACCAGGAUGUUUUUCACAGGUUUUUUUCUAAAAUAAAAUGUCAUUGUGUUUUUGAUUGCAAUGUUGUAAGAAUAAAAUGUACAAAUAAAGUAUACACGCUUUCUCUUGA